ACGUUUGACGUUGAUCUCUUCUACCAACGUUAUUUGACGCGCAACCAUCGGCCGUACCUAAUAUUAUUAUAUUUCCAGCACAUAUAAUAUAUUAUAACUACCUACAUACAAAUCCAACAAAAUAUACAAAAUGAAGACAUCUUUAGUCAUUACGAUUGCGUUGUUCACAAUUGUUACGAUAUCGGAAAUAAGCUGUAAUGAAACAUGCAUGAAAUUCAACGACAAAUGUGUCGAUGACAGUGACUGUUGUUCUAACAAUUGCUACAUGGCAGGCAAUGUAAAUGACAGAUUUUGUAUGGACCCCGUAAAUACAACUGCUGCUGUUAAAGUUGAACAUGGUUUAUGUUCAUACAAUUCAUCGUUCCAUGAAGAAUCCAGCGACGAUACGUUCAAGUUUUUAGGGCUAAAUGCAGCCCACGCUAUAUUACCAAUUGGCUCAGAAAUUAAGUUAACGAACACUGCCAACAAUAAGACCAUAGAUAUCCUAAUAAAUAACUAUUUGCAACCAAACAACGAAACCCUUUUGCAGUUAUCCAAAGAAGCAGCACGCGAGUUAGGUGUUAAAGAUGGAGAGACAAUCCCAUGUUCCAUAUAUUUUUAUGAAAAAAAACCUGACUAUUCUACACUUAAAAAAAUGAUUGGGUUUUCUGCAUCAUUCUUUGUAGUUGUAUUCAUCAUAUUCAAUUUUUUGUAAAAUAGUUACAAAGUACGACGGAGUCACCACGUUUAUCUCUACGAUAAACGUUUCUAUUAUAUUAUUGUUAAAUUAAUUUUAUUUUUAAAUAUCCAAUUAAUAUAAUCUAUUAAAACUGUC
Molecule: messenger RNA, 814 nt
Organism: Metopolophium dirhodum (rose-grain aphid)
Lineage: Eukaryota; Metazoa; Arthropoda; Insecta; Hemiptera; Aphididae
Exons: 3
Coding region: 131-694 (187 amino acids)
Source: RefSeq, a predicted model, not a curated record